AUGAGGUCUUCCAUGGUUCUUCUUGUUGCCGCCGGCCUGGUGUCGGGUCUGAGCAUCCCUAAGCAACUUGGUGCUCGCGAGGACAUUGUUCUUCGUGAGGAGGCUGCCCCAGCUGCCCCCGCUGCCCCCGCUGCCCCAGCGGCGCCUGCGGUCCCGGUGGCUUCUGCUGCGCCCCCAGCAGCCGCCCCUCCUGCCGAGGCCGCCCCUCCUGCUGAAGCUGCGCCUCCUGUUGCGGAACCACCUGCGGCGGGUGGAGAUGCUGCUGCUGAGGAGGAGAAGAAGAAGGCUGAGGAAGAGGCAGCUAAGAAGGCUGAGGAAGAGGCAGCUAAGAAGGCUGAGGAAGAGGCAGCUAAGAAGGCCGAGGAAGAGGCAGCUAAGAAGAAGGCCGAAGAAGAAGCCGCUAGGCAGCGUGAGGGACAGCAGGGCGAAGAUGCCGCCCAAGAGGCUGAGAAAGCUCGUAAGGAGGCUGAAAAGGCUCGCCAGGAAGCUGCUAGGGAAGCGGCAAAGAAGGCCGAAGAAUAUCAACGGGAGCGCCAGCGUGAGCGCCAGCGCGAGGGUCAGAGGGGCGGCAACAACCGGGACGGCAACCGGGACGGCAACCGUAACAACGACAACGACAGGAACAACAAGAACAAUGCCCAGCUCCUUCAAAUUGUCCAGCUGCUAUUGGCAUCCAUGGGUCUUAACAAUGUCAUCGAUAUCAACGCUCUCGCUAAGCUCCAGGCUCAACAGCAGCUUAUCAUGCUCGCCCAGCUCCAGCAACUUGCGCAACUCACUUCUGUCGGCCUGGUCAACCCCUUGCAGCUUGUUGGUCUCAUGAAGCAGGGUAUUGUUGUGAGCGGCAUUCAGAUUGGCAUGGGAAAGUUGUAA
Colletotrichum truncatum is the source of this 870-nucleotide messenger RNA. RefSeq lists its product as uncharacterized. NCBI's taxonomy places the organism in Eukaryota, Fungi, Ascomycota, Sordariomycetes, Glomerellales, Glomerellaceae. The record is from RefSeq and is a predicted model, not a curated record.